Molecule: messenger RNA, 1002 nt
Organism: Raphanus sativus (radish)
Lineage: Eukaryota; Viridiplantae; Streptophyta; Magnoliopsida; Brassicales; Brassicaceae
Exons: 6
Coding region: 69-788 (239 amino acids)
Cellular component (GO): mitochondrial large ribosomal subunit
Molecular function (GO): structural constituent of ribosome
Source: RefSeq, a predicted model, not a curated record
AAGCCGGCGUUUUGUCUCUGUUUCUGUCAAAGUCGACUCCUUUUUUUUUUUGAGAUUAGAGAGAGAAAAUGCAGAGGAUGAGAUCUUGUCGGUCACUGGUUAAGCCUCUCUUGGAGGAGAGCAGCAAGCUUCGAGGGUAUUAUUGCACGAGCUCCUCAGAAAAGAUCGUAGCUUCGGUGCUUUUCGAGAGAUUACGCGUUGUGAUUCCCAAACCAGAUCCUGCCGUCUACGCCUUUCAGGAGUUCAAAUUCAAUUGGCAACAGCAGUUUCGUCGUAGAUACCCUGAUGAGUUCUUGGACAUUGCUAAGAACAGAGCCAAGGGUGAAUAUCAAAUGGACUAUGUGCCUGCUCCCAGAAUCACAGAGGCUGACAAGAAUAACGAUAGGAAGUCAUUAUAUAGAGCUCUUGACAAGAAGUUGUAUCUACUCAUCUUCGGCAAGCCGUUUGGAGCUACUAGUGACAAACCUGUCUGGCAUUUCCCUGAAAAAGUCUACGAUUCUGAGCCUACUCUUCGCAAGUGCGCUGAAUCUGCUUUGAAGGGAGUCUUGGGAGACUUAACUCACACUUACUUUGUUGGGAAUGCUCCAAUGGCUCACAUGGCUAUUCAACCUUCUGAAGAAACACCUGAUUUGCCAUCUUACAAGAGGUUCUUCUUCAAAUGCAGUGUAGUAGCAGCAUCGAAGUACAACAUCAGUAACUGCGAGGAUUUUGUGUGGGUAACCAAAGAUGAGCUUUUGGAGUUCUUCCCUGAGCAAGCUGAUUUCUUCAACAAGAUGAUCAUUAGCUGAGAGACUAGUCUCACUCACCACAAAAUAAAACCCCUUUUUUACCUUUCUCUUUUCCUUGUGGUUCUGAUUAGGGAGGAACAUUGAAAAACUUUUGAAGACAUUACAUAUGGUGUGUGAAGGUCUUUGUAACUUUUACCAAACCAUGUCUCUUGUUUUGUAGUCACAUGUGUUAAGUGAGGUUUACGUGGAGCUUAUGCAAACCCUAAACACCAAA